This is a messenger RNA of Funneliformis mosseae, 777 nucleotides long. The record is from the annotation of a GenBank genome assembly. Lineage: Eukaryota; Fungi; Glomeromycota; Glomeromycetes; Glomerales; Glomeraceae.
AUGCCUGAAACGGGUGUUACGAUUUAUCAGCCCUCCCAUAAUGAUCUAGAUAGUUUGAAAGAAUCAUUUGUUAGAAUGGCAAGUGAAAAUAAAAGUUACAUAAAAAUUUUAGAAGAAAUGUGUAAUGAGAUCAAAAAGAAUAAACAGAAUUCAGCUCUAAUGCGUUAUGCAUUUGGUAUGCGAGACAACUUUCUCUCUGAAAUAUAUAAAAAGUACUUUGGCGUCGAUGCUGCAUUUUGUAUUUUCAAUAACAACGAUCGUAAAUUAUGGUCAAACAAAUUUUCAAUUCCUCCAGAUGACUUCAAAAAAACAAACCUUUCUGAAGACACUCGCCAAAAUGGUUUUUAUUCCUAUGAAGAAUUUGUCAAUUUGGAUGAAAUCAAUGUCUUUAAAGUAGGAAAGGUUACAGGUCUUACUACUGGAAAAAUGGUCUCUACUUAUUCUUCUGUUUCCAUUGAUCUAAGAGAUAAAAGCAUUAAAUAUGCAAAAAAUUAUAUGAAGACGCCUUUGGUCAAAGAAAUCAAUAAAAUGCGUCAGCAAUGUUAUCCUACUGUAUGGUUUGAUCGACAAUUAAUAUUUGCAUUUAGACCUGGAGACUUUGUAUCUAGAGACUCGAAAGCAAGUAUUGUAAAUAAAGAAGGAAAGGCUCUUGGUAUCCUUCAUGCGGUAUGGAUAACAGAAAAUUCCAAUUAUGCUAUUGCUUUUCCUUAUUUUGCUAUUUUUGAAGCAUUGAAUGUGACAGACCAAGUCCAACUUCAGGUCACAAAUGAAUCUUGA